AUGACCACCAUCACCACCGAACGCAGCCCGGUGCUCCUGAGAGCAACGAGCAUGACGGGGGGCAGCCCCCGGUUGUCCCUGAAGCGUGAAAUAUCUCCCCCAUCCGCCAUCGAUCCGCAACUUCUUAAUCAUAUUUGUGACCGUUUAAACCAACUCGAUUCAACUGUCCAUGAACUUCGCUCCUCCGUCCUUACUAAGGAAUCAUAUGCCGAUAGACGCAAUAGAGAAGAUGAGUUCUUACGUCGGGAGUUCGACAGCCAGCGUGUUCGCAUCGACACCGUUGGCGGCAAGACGAGAUCGGAUCUGAACCAGGUCAAAACUGACCUCUCUCAUCUUGUAACCGAGAUCGUUCAGCUCCGAUCAAACUUCAAUCAGCUAUCAUCGAAGGAUGGCUAUCGGGACUCCGAUCUCACUCGGAUUCAUGACCACCUUGAUCAACUUCAUCUCGAUGUUCAACGUAUGCAUUCCGAAUUAUGCUUGACCAGAACGGAUCUUAGCCAGGAACAGUCCAUUGUCAGUCAACUAAGACUUGACGUGCUGACUCUGCAACGCGAGGCACGCCAGCAAUUUGGAGACAUGAUAUCCCGUUUCGACAUCCUUGAUUCACGAAUGAAGCAUAUGGACCGUAUCCGAUUCAACUCGCUCGCUCAUACCGCCCAUGCUCCCAUCACUCCUGUCCCGGUCAUCGACGUGGAUGGCUCCAUCAGAUUCCCCGAUUACUUUCCGCAGAGUGUUUGGAAGUUCUGGUGCUUGAAGAAAAUGAAUAGGGUCCAUCGUCUAGUUGAACUCGCCGAGUUUUACCAGCUCGAAGGCUACCAGUAUUGGAGUCGUAUGGCUAUUCCUCACGAAUCCACCUUUGCCACCGAUGGGUACUUGAGUGAUGAUAGUGACUCCAGCGAGUUGCCAUCAGAUAUCACUCGAACCGAAGCAGCUCGCCUCUAUCCUGAAGCUUGCCAUCAAGCUCUUGCUGCAACACUGGGCCUCGUCUAUUACAAGAUCCGCAACGAGAUGGGUGAGGGCCGUCCCUCUCACCUUAUGUCUACCCACGUUGCUCCUAAACGUCAUCAUGAGGAAGCUGGAUCAGCACACUCUUCACCUAGACGCCGAAAGAUGCCCCGUCGUUCGCAAGAUGGCAUGUCUAUCUCUGGAAGCGCCAGUGCCAGCGCCCCACACAAGAUCAUCACCAGCUACAUGGCCGCUCAAGCGGGAGACGCCAAAUCUGUCGUCUCCGAAGGUCUCGACAAGCUUGUCUGGAACGUCGACCAGACUCAGAUCUCGGAAGAGACGAUGUCCAAGUUCUCAGACUUCGUCAAGGACGAGCCAAACGCUCUUUUGCUUCUUCAAGCUCUCGAACAUGGCCGCAUCAAGCUGCAACCCAGCCACCUGGAACGAACCCGUCUCUCUCCUACCGAAACGUCCUCCAAGCGAAGCUACAGGUCUGCGAAACGUGAGGUCCAAGGCUCUGCCUUGGCUGAAGCGAAGAGCGAUGACUUUCAUAAUGAAAUGAAUACUGUGCCAACUGAAAUCAUGUCUCCGCGCUCAGCCUCCAAGUGGGAGGCUGAACAAGAAGACGAAGAAGAUGGCCCUCCUUCUUCCUCACCUCCUGAAGCAAAGGAAUAG
Molecule: messenger RNA, 1620 nt
Organism: Microsporum canis CBS 113480
Lineage: Eukaryota; Fungi; Ascomycota; Eurotiomycetes; Onygenales; Arthrodermataceae
Exons: 2
Coding region: 1-1620 (539 amino acids)
Source: RefSeq, a predicted model, not a curated record